AUGGCACCUCUGUACCGAUACAAACCCCUUUCGCAUGACGACGAAACCCGGCUCUUGCACCUGGAGCCGGGAUCAGGCGACGACGACAUCCGGUUCACGCUUCACCCAGUCAGACUAAGCGAUAAGCCUUCAUACGAGGCCAUAUCUUACUGCUGGGGUGACGCUGGUGAGAAUUGCGAGGUCUACUGCGAGGAUGAGCUCCUCCUUGUAACCAGCAGUCUCUACACGGCCCUCAGACGCCUUCGAAGGCGUGAUGCUGUCCGAGUUCUUUGGGUCGAUGCCACCUGCAUCAAUCAGCGCGACAUUCCGGAAAAGAACAGGCAGGUCCGGCUCAUGAGCCGUAUCUACUCCCAGCCAAGUGCCGUUCUCAUCUGGCUGGGCGACGACACCUCGGGGCUUGACGGACUCGAUGAAUGCAUAAAGGGGGCACUGGAACUCCUCCCGCCCGAGCAUUUCGAGUUCGAGAAGAUAUACCAAAUUUCGCGCAAAAUCCUCCCUGAAGCUGAGGAGGUGGCUCUCGCAGACGACAAUGUGCCCAGAACUAUUAUAUGCGGAGAUAUCGUGCUUUCGUGGAAGCAAUUGGCCAGUGUGGCCUACAGGAUGGGGAGCUACGGCAUCAUAACGCUUCUUUCUGGACAAUCAACAAUUAACCUCCACGCCCCGUAUAUGCUCGCGUUUGUCGCCGACAAUUUCAGACCUACCUUAAUGCUGAGCGCCGUCUACAUGACGUACUUGGCAACGGUAUACCGUAAACUGACCCUGGUCGACUGCGUUACCGCGACGCCAGUCUUCCAGUGCACAGAUCAGAGAGACCAUCUGUACUCGCUGCUCAGUCUGCCCCAGGAUACCGGCGGUCUCGAAGCGGACUAUUCCCUAUCUAUCGAGGAGGUAUGCAUGAGAUUCGCCGUUACAGCACUAGUCUCCUGCCAGAACCUGAAGCUCCUGUCUCUCGCCCCGCACACCCACUACCCUCUCGCAGGCCAGAAGCAGGAACGCCUUGCGCUUCCCUCGUGGGUUCCCGACUUGACGAGCCAGGGCCUAGUGAACCCUCUCGUCUCCUAUACUAUUCACCCGCAGGUGUUCCACGCUGGGGGAGAUCAAAAGCCCAGCGUCACCGUAUCCGCAGACGGCCGCGUGCUCCAUGUCAGGGGACGGAUCGUCGACCGGGUUGCGAAACUAGUCAGGCCUCUGAACGAAGUACCGUUCCCGACCGAGGAAGAAGUCGCUCCCAAGAGCGGCUUUCAACCUCGCAUGAAGAUGUACGUGAGGGACUGGAUAGGACGUUGUAUUGAGGUAGCUGGUGAAGAACACUGGAAAUGGACAAAAAGCAAAGGAGAGCCGGAGCGGACGCCUAUUGAGGAGACCUACGAAGAGGCCGAGUUGAGAAGGGGGUCCUUGAACUUCUUGGAGACUCUUCUCUGUGGCAUGAUAACGCUGCGGGAUCCCGUACCAGACGAGGUGCUUCAAGCGGCGCAGGUCUAUGUGGCCCACCUCUUUGACUACUUCACGGAUGGCUUUGAGAUGUCCGAGGGGGUCAGGAUGAUGUUGUUGACGUACGGCGCCAUGAUCGAGCACUCGCUCAUCUCUAGCGCCGAUAGCCGGCGCUUCUGUCGGACUUCGCAAGGCCGGCUUGGUCAGGUGCGGAACGAGGCGAGAGAGGGCGAUGUCUUUGUUUGUAUCGUCGGCGCUGAGGUGCCGUAUCUUUUGCGGGCGAGCACAGAGAAGGAGGGAGUUUAUACACUGGUCGGCGACAGCUUCCUCCUGGGCGUCAUGCAGGGCGAGGCGUUCUCAGACCAGCGUUACGAGACGGUCGACAUCGCGAUCGAGUAA
Molecule: messenger RNA, 1830 nt
Organism: Parathielavia appendiculata
Lineage: Eukaryota; Fungi; Ascomycota; Sordariomycetes; Sordariales; Chaetomiaceae
Exons: 3
Coding region: 1-1830 (609 amino acids)
Source: RefSeq, a predicted model, not a curated record